Spea bombifrons (plains spadefoot toad) is the source of this 1401-nucleotide messenger RNA. It is a transcript of the gene SFXN5, whose product is annotated as sideroflexin 5. The record is from RefSeq and is a predicted model, not a curated record. The transcript has 14 exons. Gene Ontology annotation, cellular component: mitochondrial inner membrane. NCBI's taxonomy places the organism in Eukaryota, Metazoa, Chordata, Amphibia, Anura, Pelobatidae. Gene Ontology annotation, molecular function: citrate transmembrane transporter activity; monoatomic ion transmembrane transporter activity. Bases 50 to 1132 code for a protein of 360 amino acids. Gene Ontology annotation, biological process: monoatomic ion transport; citrate transport; mitochondrial transmembrane transport.
CGCAGCUAGCCGAGCUCACUCGCACAGCGGCUGCCAGGGCGAUGCGGCCAUGGAGCGACGGGAACUUCCCGCAAGGACUACAUCUCCCGGCAACCCCCGCGGCGGGGAUACGCAGCGCCCGCUAACCGUCCCCACACAGCAAACAGCGGUGGACAUGGCGGACGCGACUGGAUACCCGCCCUUCUUGCUUGGCAAACCCCGCUUCGAGCAGAGCACGUUCUACGGGAGAUUCCGCCACUUCCUCGAUGUCAUGGACCCCCGCACGCUCUUUGUGUCUGAGAUCCGUCUUCAGGAAGCCAUCCAGCUGCUGGAAGAUUACAAACACGGGACGCUGCCCCCUGGAGUCACCGACAAAGAGCUUUGGGGAGCCCAGAAGAUAAAGCAGGCCAUCAUCCAUCCAGAUACCAACGAGAAGAUAUUCAUGCCUUUCAGAAUGUCAGGUUACAUUCCCUUUGGGACUCCGAUAGUUGUGGGUCUCCUGCUGCCAAACCAGACCCUGGCAUCGACCGUCUUCUGGCAGUGGCUGAAUCAGAGUCAUAACGCAGGCGUCAACUAUGCAAACCGAAACGCUACCAAGCCAUCGCCAACCUCGAAGUUCGUCCUGGGAUACGCCGGAGCUGUGAUCAGCGCCGUCUCUAUAGCGGUUGGCCUUAACGUUCUGGUCCAGAGAGCUCACAAGUUUACCCCUUCCACUCGCCUCUUGAUCCAGCGCUUCGUGCCGUUCCCAGCUGUAGCAAGCGCCAAUAUUUGCAACGUGGUCCUGAUGAGACACGGCGAGCUCGAAGAAGGCAUUGAUGUUCUUGACGGCAACGGAAACAUCGUCGGUUCAUCGAAAAUAGCCGCAAAACACGCUCUGCUCGAGACGGCUCUCACCAGAGUGGUGCUUCCGAUGCCGAUACUGGUCCUACCUCCCAUCAUUAUGUCUGUACUUGAAAAGACGUCGUUGCUGCGCUCAUACCCGCGAUUGACCCUCUCAGUGCAUAGCCUCGUGUGCCUUGCUGCCUUUGGGCUGGCUCUUCCUCUAGCCAUCAGUCUCUUCCCGCAGAUGUCUGAGAUUGAGACUUCCCGAUUAGAGCCAGAAAUAGCCUCCAGGACCACCUCCAAGACGGUGAUCUACAACAAGGGAUUGUAAGCCAAAACCAGCUCGUUUCAUCACCAAGCGACGGGGCCGAGACCGGCAGCACCCUCCUCCAUGCGGGAAACCGAGGGGACUUCGACUCGCUCUCCACCACCUUGACAGCUGGAGAGAAUUAACACAUUCACACAACCGCCACCUCACCGAGGUAGAAGAAUUAAUUCGGGUUUCGCCGUUGCUAAGGGGGACGAGAAAUAGCACGAAGUGGCAUCAACAUUUUUAGAAUGCGAUAUAGAAACUAAAGGCACAUGUUCGUUAGGAUCAUA